AUGGAGGAGUCAGGCCUGCUGAAAGAGAGGCUCCAUGCCAUUACUGAGAAGCAUCACAUUCAAGAACACAUUAGACAGAAGAAAGAUGAGCUGGACCAAGAGAAACUUCGACUACAGCAUCUAAAGAAAAAGUCUCUGAGAGAGCAGUGGCUGCUACAGGACUCAACUAAUCUGCUGUCUGACCAGCAGCAGACCAGAGAACUGCAACUCAACAUUAACAGAAUACAAAAGGAGAUUGACUCUCUGGAGAGAAAGGAGUCUGUGAUUUCUACCAAUGAGAGCUUCAUCUUGAACAGAUUAAAGGCUGUGGAGAAAAGUCCAGAGGAAAUUAUCAAGGAAGCCCAGAACAACUUUAUUCCUGCUCUGUUUGCCAUGGAGAUCAAUGUUACUAAAAACAUGUUGACUGGGGAGAGCACAGUACUCUCUACUGCGCCUGUCCCCACAGAGGAGCUAAACCAACACACUGGGCUCAAGGUGUAUGACGAUGGCAGGAAGUGUGUUUACGCUCUGCCUUCCCAACAGGGGUCACAUGAUCAGAGUCGUGUGUCUGAGCUCUCAGCCAAUGAGGUGGAACAGUUGCUGAAAAGUGCUACAGAGCAUCGCCAAUUAAACCAACAGAAUUACCACCAAAAUCACAGCAGAAAGGCAGGACAUUGCUUUUUCAGCCACCCAGAUGAAAAUGACCAUGGGGAGUGGUAUGACCCUAGAAACCAGAGAGGACUUUAUGGUAACAGCCUCCCCAGAAACAACACAGUGCAGAGAGACUUUAGCUGGCAGAGUAAACCACUGGACGAGCGUCUCUAUGGGCACCGGCAAAGUUGGCAUGAGGAGAGAAUUAACCAAUACAUUGGGAGGGAAGGUCAUCGCCUUGGUAAUCGCAACAUCAUCAGAAGCAGUAGCUUAAAUAUAGGCAGAACUAAUGGCUAUCCUCCUCCCAGAUCACAUGAUGUAGUGUCCCCUUACCAACCACAGCUCUGCUACACUCCCGCCAAUUAUAUUCCUCUUAGUGAUUAUGUAUGUGUGGAGGAAGAAGAACUUUAUUGUUACAGCCCACCCCCCCAUCACUCACACAGCCACAUCGCAGACAACCAACCCACCCACUCUGACAGAGCCCCCUCACCCCUCUACAGAGACGACAGCGCUUACACCAUCCUCAACACCAUGGAAACCACUGAGCCAAUCACAGCCAUCUUCAUGGGCUUCCAGACAGCCGAGGACGACAGCGGGCAGGUUCAGGAGUACGAGGGCUCCCUGAAGGCCGAGCUGGUCAUCAUUGAGGACAACGAAGAAAAAAGCAAAGAUAAAAACAACAAGGGGAGUGUCCAUGGUAAUCCGACAGGCAGUUCAGCCAAUGGGAACGUAGGACGCAUGGAGGGAGACGGAAACAAGUUGAAAGAGAGGCCAGGUAUCAAAAAGAUCCGGAAAAACCAUAGACCAUGCUGCACUCUUUCCUAG
Molecule: messenger RNA, 1455 nt
Organism: Scomber japonicus (chub mackerel)
Lineage: Eukaryota; Metazoa; Chordata; Actinopteri; Scombriformes; Scombridae
Gene: palmda
Product: palmdelphin a
Exons: 7
Coding region: 1-1455 (484 amino acids)
Biological process (GO): regulation of cell shape
Cellular component (GO): cytoplasm; membrane
Source: RefSeq, a predicted model, not a curated record